AUGAAUGGAUGGGUUGUUAGGAAGGAGACGGGUCUCAAGCGAGACGCGAUCCUUCCACCGGAACACUCGUCGCUCGCUAAACACCCGCUACUACUCGAUACCCAGAGCGCAGGCGUGUUUGAACUCAAUGAUACAUUCCCCUCCCGGACCCGCCGAAAGAUUCCUCCGGGGGGUGAGGGUGAGGGUGAGGAGGGUGAGGGUGGGAGCAAACCCAACGAGCAAGAAACGCGCUCCCACAAAAGCAGCACCACCGCGGACCUCGACCAGCGCACCACGCGUCAACCCCCCCCACCCACGACCUCAACGCGCCCAACCGCAGUCUCGAGUCUCGACCACACACCCGUUCCCCCACUUUCACCCGCGUUCGCACCAACAAACCCCAACACGCGCCGCAGCCACACCCCAUCCGCACUUAUGCACCCCCCAUUCCCACACGCCCCUUCCGCCCAUCGCUGCUCUAUCCUCCCGCUCUCCCUCCUGUGCACAUGCACCACCGCACAAAGUGCAGCAAAAAUCUUCCCCUAUUGGUUUCACUCUCAGCACUGA
This is a messenger RNA of Morchella importuna, 546 nucleotides long. RefSeq lists its product as uncharacterized. Lineage: Eukaryota; Fungi; Ascomycota; Pezizomycetes; Pezizales; Morchellaceae. The record is from RefSeq and is a predicted model, not a curated record. Bases 1 to 546 code for a protein of 181 amino acids. The transcript has a single exon.